GGUGUCCCUGGCAGAACUACCUCAGUUUAGGUGAAGGUGGUGCUUUAAAAAGUUGUAAGAGGAGUUUGUCGCACAUCGAGCGCUGGUUUGCCCCGGAGUACAAGACAUUUAUCGCUUGUAACAGAACAGUAUCUCCGGACUCGACGUUCGUCUCUACACGGCACAUUUAAGAGAGAACUAAACAUUAUCUACGCUUUCCUGAAGUUACUGACUGUCGAGCUGGCAGAGAUGUUUCAGAUAAAGAGGAUUUGUUGCAUUGGUGCUGGAUAUGUAGGAGGCCCAACAUGCAGUGUGAUUGCCCAGAUGUGUCCAGAGGUCACCGUGACUGUUGUGGAUGUCAAUGAGUCUCGCAUCAAAGCCUGGAACUCAGACACACUGCCCAUAUAUGAGCCGGGUCUGAAAGAAGUGGUUGAAUCAUGCAGAGGGAGAAAUCUGUUUUUCUCUACAGACAUAGACUCAGCCAUCAGGGAAGCUGAUCUCGUCUUUAUCUCUGUUAACACCCCAACAAAGACCUAUGGGAUGGGAAAAGGUCGUGCAGCUGACCUCAAGUUCAUCGAGGCGUGUGCUCGGCGGAUCGUGGAGGUGUCCGAUGGCUACAAGAUUGUUACAGAGAAGAGCACAGUCCCAGUUCGAGCUGCUGAGAGCAUUCGACGGAUAUUUGAUGCCAACACCAAGCCCAGCCUCAACCUACAAGUGUUGUCCAACCCAGAGUUCCUUGCAGAAGGAACAGCGGUCAGGGAUCUGAAGGAGCCAGAUCGCGUCCUGAUUGGUGGAGAUGAAACGGCUGAAGGUCAAAGAGCAAUCAGAGCGCUGUGUGCUGUCUAUGAACACUGGGUUCCUAAAGCACGAAUCAUCACCACCAACACAUGGUCGUCCGAGCUGUCCAAACUGGCAGCCAAUGCAUUCCUGGCACAGCGAAUCAGCAGCAUCAACAGUAUCAGUGCUCUUUGCGAGGCCACCGGAGCUGACGUGGAGGAGGUCGCCAAGGCGAUUGGCAUGGACCAGAGAAUAGGCAGCAAGUUUCUCAAAGCCAGCGUUGGUUUCGGUGGAAGCUGUUUCCAGAAGGAUGUGCUGAAUCUGGUGUAUCUGUGCGAGGCCCUCAACCUGCCCGAGGUCGCCUCCUACUGGCAGCAGGUGAUAGACAUGAAUGAGUACCAGAGGCGGCGGUUUGCCUGUAGGAUUAUUGACUGCCUCUUUAACACUGUUACUGGCAAAAAGAUUGCUCUGCUUGGCUUCUCCUUCAAAAAAGACACAGGUGACACAAGGGAGUCGUCCAGCAUCUACAUCUCUAAGUAUCUGAUGGAUGAGGGAGCCAAGCUGUUCAUCUAUGACCCCAAAGUUCUUAAAGAACAAAUCAUUCAUGACCUCUCCCAGCCCAGCAUCUCAGAAGACAACCCAGAAAGAGUGUCGGAGCUGGUGACUGUAACCUCAGACCCUUAUGAGGCAUGCCAGAGUGCACAUGCAUUGGUCAUCUGCACUGAAUGGGACAUGUUUAAGGAACUGGACUAUGAGAAGAUCUACAAGAAAAUGCUGAAACCAGCCUUUAUAUUUGAUGGUCGCAGAGUGCUGGACCACCUCCACCCUCACCUGCAGAACAUUGGCUUCCAGAUCGAGACCAUCGGCAAAAAGGUGACGGCGACCAGGAUCCCUUACACCCCGGCCGCUGUUUGUCCUCGCAUCAGUGCCACUGAACCUCCCAUCAAGAAAGCCAAAGCCUAAAACACACACACACACACACACACACAUACACACAUUCCUCUUUCAGCCUUUUUAUUGCUAGUGAAACAUGUCAUUCACGCCUCUGUUGUUGGUACAUGCCUACUGAUCCAAAAGGCCAAACAGUGUGUGUGACCAGUUGCUCCCCUGCAGCAGGUUGCAUGAGAGGAAGUUUGUUGUUGAAGUUGUUAAGCCUUCAGUCCAAAAUUGUGUGGAAGACAUUUAGUGAUAAAUCAUUCCAGACACACAAUCAGUUAAUUUUUAUACAUUUCAUGUCAAAUAGCAUUUAUCAACCAAACAUUUCAGGUGCAGUUAUACGUCCACGGUGUGUUGUAGUUAGUUUCAAAGGAACACUAUUAGUGUGAGUCUACUUUCUUAGCGUAUUUACUAUAUAAUCAAGUAUUAUUGCUAAAUUGCUAAAUUUUAUACUAUUUUUUAAAAAUAUUUUUAUAAAUCAUCUUUACUGUAUGUUAAUCUGUAUAUGUCCUCUGUAUCAGUGACUGUUUACUAAAAGGGCAAAGGCAAUAAAGUGUGAUGUGAGUCCUUAAUUUGUGUGUUGUUUAAUCUAAACCGAUUGAUGGGCUG
Messenger RNA from Toxotes jaculatrix (banded archerfish), 2301 nucleotides. RefSeq names its product UDP-glucose 6-dehydrogenase (gene ugdh). Gene Ontology annotation, biological process: glycosaminoglycan biosynthetic process. The transcript is spliced from 12 exons. Gene Ontology annotation, molecular function: NAD binding; UDP-glucose 6-dehydrogenase activity. NCBI's taxonomy places the organism in Eukaryota, Metazoa, Chordata, Actinopteri, Toxotidae. The record is from RefSeq and is a predicted model, not a curated record. Gene Ontology annotation, cellular component: nucleus; cytosol. Bases 229 to 1719 code for a protein of 496 amino acids.